Exserohilum turcica Et28A is the source of this 1935-nucleotide messenger RNA. RefSeq lists its product as uncharacterized. Lineage: Eukaryota; Fungi; Ascomycota; Dothideomycetes; Pleosporales; Pleosporaceae. The coding region runs from base 1 to 1935 and encodes 644 amino acids. The record is from RefSeq and is a predicted model, not a curated record. The transcript is spliced from 2 exons.
AUGUCGGUUGCUCCAAGGAGCAGCGAGAAUGAGAAGAUUGCCCGUGAAAAGGCAAUCCAGCAACGCGUCUUCAUCUCCGGCCUCAAAGGCACGCACACGCUCGAAAAGGGCGUUGCGUACCACUACCGCGGUCACUUCAUCUACUCAUACCCCUUUGGCAAUCCCAUUGUGCCAGUCCCGUUUUCAACCAAGAAGGGCAUCAACAUUGUUGGUGUCACAAAAGACCAUGCGCCAGUCUACGAUCCUGAGGAUCCAUUGCUGAAAGAUGAGAGCGAGGUCCUUGCGCUCGAUAGGGCGUGCAUCCAUGAGCAGGAGUUCCAGUGGGAGAUGGCGCUGAGCAACUUGCAAGGCGAGGACGACGACGACGACAACGACGACGACGACGACGACGAGUCUGAGCCCGAGACAGUCACUGAGACUGAGGCGGUCAUGGAGCCCGUGACAAAGGUAAUCGACACUGCCGCCAUACCAAAGGUAAACGUACAGAAGCCUUCUCCCCCCACGCCAACUCCACGCACCCCAAGAUUCAACACUGUCCUGGUGCCUCCGCAGGUAGCUUCGCGGUUCCCCUCACGCAGCGCCUCGACCAUCUCUCUUAACAAGAUGUCCGCCCCUGACACCAAGACUUCCACUUCUGCUGCUGGUAUCCCGCGAGUCGGCACUGUCACAGCACCUUCAGAGACGCAUGAGCACGCGGGCUUCACGCCCAACGACAGAGGCCAGUACCUUGCGUAUUCGGCGCCAGGCUCACGCAUCGCAUCCGCACAGCACAGCCGCGCACCGUCUCGUUCCGCCUCGCCAAACAGCACUCUCAAAGUCCCAGGCCAAGUCCCACGCCGUAGCCAUACCCCCGCUCUACGCCCUGUAGCAAGUACCUCGCGCUUGUCCUGGCUCCUCGACGAGGAAAACACACAUCGACCGUACACUGCUGCACUCGAAAAUACGAGAUCCAGACACCAGCAGCAGCUAAACCAGCCUAACACAUACAGUGACCCACAAGAUGCCCUCCACCUCGCCAUAACCCCCAACUGGAUCGAUCCAGCCGCCAUCUCGGCCUUUGUCGAGUCCGUAUCGCGUCACCCCUCGCUCUCGUCUUCUUUUCUUGCUCUCCCGCAUCCAGGAUCGCAGAGCCACAGUCCGCUUCGCGCGACUGCCGACGAAAAUGUCCAUGUAGGUACCUUGUAUCUCGCUGGAACGGGCUACCCUGACAUCCAGCGUAAGCGUGAGCAUGAGCAUGAACAGCAGAUGAGCAUUCACCAUAACCACCACCACCAUGUCCCAUCUGAGUUCCCAGUGUUCCACUCAUCUCCACACGCAGCAGCACCAGCUACCACGGGUCUCCAGCACAGCGGAGCCCUCAUUCCCCGACAUACCGAUACUACUACUACUACUACUGAUGCUACUGUACCCGUAUCCAACACAAGUGGUAUACUGCAACCCGAAGGCAACAACAGCAAAACGCUGUACAUACCGCUCUCGAACCGCGCCCGUCCGCGCGCCGCAUCCAGAGCGCUGAAUCAAGCGUACAAUGCUUCCAAGACUCUGUUUUCAGAGUCUGGCACAGCAUCCAAUGGCAUGCUCACGAACACCACUGCUGCUGUGGAUUCCGGUGUACAUCACCCUCAUGACGAUGCCAACAUCAACAUCAACGCCAACAUCAACGCCAACAUCAACCAAGAAGAAGGAGGAAAAGGAGAAACAGAAACAGAAGCAGAAGCAGAAGAAGCAGCACCACGCUGCCCCCUCCACCAAGGUAAGUGCGACGGCGAAUCCGUAGUUGAGCAGCAUGUUACUUUGCGUGUGUGGGGGACGCGUCAUUUUUGGAAUCAGCAUUUACCCGUGGUGGAGUGUGAGGGCGGGAGAGUGCUGGUGGACUGGGCGGGGUUGAGGGAUGAGGAGGUGGAGAGGCGGAAGAAGCAGAGGGCGGGGGAGUAG